AUGGGUGCUCCCGAGAACGAUCCUCGUCUCAACCCCGGAAGUCAUUCUCGGGUUAAGCACGACGCAACCAUUAUUCCUGGCAUCGUCAGCCCUCCGCCCAUGAACAAGGAGGAUACACUCAGCGAGCUACCAUCCAAAGAGACGUACAAGAACUACAACGAAGAGAUGAAAAGACCUAGCGCCUCGUCUGUCCGGAAACCCAGCUUCUCAGCAGCAAAGAAUAUCGGAAUCUCAAACCACUCAAACCUGCACAUAAUCCUGCCAUCCUCAGCGUCACGCGCAACCUCAUCUGGUAGUCUUACUGAUAUCGACGGCUGCAUUAUCGACAUGUCAAUCCCAACAACUGAGGGCUCAGCAUUCCCUGGCCUCGCUAUCAAGAAUGUAUCCAAGAGUCUCAUCGUCGGAGGCCGUGUUAACGGCGCGGUCCAUAUCACAGGAGUGUCCGAUAGCAUUAUCGUGGUUGUGGCCAGACAAGUUCGAAUUCACGAGUGCAGCAAUGUCGAUAUCUACUUGCAUUGCGGAAGCCAUCCCAUCAUUGAGGAUUGCUCUGGCAUGCGAUUUGCGCCGUUGCCCACCCCAUACAGAACCGAAGCAGAAGAGCCAGACGAGAAUCAGUGGGAUCAAGUAGAUGAUUUCAAGUGGCUCAAGGCGGGCCACAGUCCCAAUUGGACCACUCUAUCAGAAAACGAGAGGCUCAGCGAUGAUCUUUGGAGGAGUGUUGUGCCCGGCCAGCCUGGCGUCAGUGUAGAGGAAGCUCUAAAGAAGCUCAAUAUUCCACGAAAGUAG
Fusarium graminearum PH-1 is the source of this 786-nucleotide messenger RNA. RefSeq lists its product as uncharacterized. Gene Ontology annotation, cellular component: cytoplasm. The record is from RefSeq and is a predicted model, not a curated record. Gene Ontology annotation, biological process: post-chaperonin tubulin folding pathway; tubulin complex assembly. The transcript has 2 exons. Lineage: Eukaryota; Fungi; Ascomycota; Sordariomycetes; Hypocreales; Nectriaceae. The coding region runs from base 1 to 786 and encodes 261 amino acids.